Miscanthus lutarioriparius is the source of this 1710-nucleotide messenger RNA. Lineage: Eukaryota; Viridiplantae; Streptophyta; Magnoliopsida; Poales; Poaceae. The record is from the annotation of a GenBank genome assembly.
AUGGCUCGCCCCGUGUUUAACCUUUGCAAUUGCAAGCACCGGAAGCCAACGCUCCCCCACUACCACUCGCGUCGAGUGCUCGCCAACGUCCUCCUGCCGCCUGGCGCCGAGACAGCCGUCCACGUGAACGAUUCGCUCAGGUGGUCCACGGGCUUUAGUUCUCAACGAGAAAGCCUCGUCACACGGCCUAGUAGUUUCCCUGCCUUCCAGCCCGGUUCGCGUGUUCGCUGGGCCAAGAAAUGUGUUUCUGCCGGCCCAAACGUCUGCCUCUUAUCGCUCGUCCUUGUAACCCAACCUGGCGGAGCGGCGGGCCGGCGACCGUGCGGCACGGCACGGCACCGCGCGCCGGCUCGUGCGCGUACCAACCAGUCAACCAACCCACGCUCUUCCCCGCGACCGCCGCCGUUAGUGGUGGUAGCCUGGGAGGUGGGUUCCAGAGGCCCAUCUCUUCUACCGCUAAGUCCACCGGCCGUUGCCAGCGCCCAGCGGCGGUGGCGGUCUCAUCUCAUGGCGGCAGUUGUGAGCUGGUACGGGCCACUGAUCGACCUCUCGGCGGCCGCCAGUCAUGUCGGCGGAUUCGUGCAGCUACUGGCGGUCGUUCGCCGCGUCCUUCCCCACCAGGAGCACAAUGCUGCAACCGGAAGGACGUAUCAGAAAACCAUUGCUGAAGUCGGCGACGAUACACGGUCCAGCUUCUCUGUCUCCCUGUGGUCCUCCAAGCAUAAUUCCACCAUAAUCGCUGGCGAUGUCUUACUGCUGCAAAAUAUUAAGAUAGUGCAAUUCAGAAAUGGCCUGGAGGGAAGAGCUUCUCAGAUGUCUUCAGUCCAAGUAUUGUUGAACACUAAAGACUUGCUGAACCCUGAACCUGAAGGAAUACGUGAACUAAUAAGCAGUUGCAAAGUCGGGAAUACUACAAAAUCAAAGCUAACAAGAGUGGCAGAAUGGACCAUACGCACUAAAGGUGCUCUUGCGGAAAGUCAUCAUCAGGUGGUAUCGAAGAACUGGAAACAAACAAAAGAAAAUGAAUCAACGGAUUUCUUGUCUAUAUCAGAACUACUCUCUCAGAGAAAAUUAUGUAAUAUAAACAUUUAUGCAUGCACUGGCAAGAUGGUUUUAGUGAGUUCUCACACCUCCCCCCUUAAGGCAAACUUGUCAGUCAUUGACAAACUUUCUUUCAAAGAGCACAGUGAUAUUGUCAGAGAUUUGGUUACUCCUGGAUGCAAGUUAUGUGGUUCACCUCUAUAUCACAAAAACCUUCAUGGGGAAAACAAGUUUGAACUUGAUUGUCCUAAUAACCCAAAAUAUUUUCAUGUUCCUGGCCAGAUAUACAAGCCAUUUCUGAUAUAUGUCUAUGACCAAUCUGGACAAGUUCCUUUGCUUGUGAGGAAUAGAGCUGCGGAGACCUUAUUUGCCAAUAUCAUUGCAGAUGAUGUAUCUGAAUGCCACAAAAGCCACAUGCUGUCAGAAACCUAUGAGUCGUGUAACUUGAGCACUUCUGGUAUGAUAGAUGGUUCUGGCAACAAAGAGAGAGCAAAAAGGAGAAAAACCGAACAAAAGCCUAAUUUCUAUCUUAUUUGGCUUAUUCUGAUCAAAUGUCUGCUGAGCCAAGGCAACAACAGUCCCUUCUGCUUCCAGAUUUCAGUCAACCCUGAGAAGAAUGUUGAGGAUGGUCGUUUUGAAUUGAUUUAUUUGACAAUGCCAAUCCCAUGA